Messenger RNA from Syngnathus typhle (broad-nosed pipefish), 4290 nucleotides. It is a transcript of the gene fzd4, whose product is annotated as frizzled class receptor 4. Gene Ontology annotation, cellular component: plasma membrane. The record is from RefSeq and is a predicted model, not a curated record. Gene Ontology annotation, biological process: canonical Wnt signaling pathway; retina vasculature morphogenesis in camera-type eye; non-canonical Wnt signaling pathway. The transcript has 6 exons. Bases 360 to 1958 code for a protein of 532 amino acids. Gene Ontology annotation, molecular function: Wnt receptor activity; Wnt-protein binding. Lineage: Eukaryota; Metazoa; Chordata; Actinopteri; Syngnathiformes; Syngnathidae.
AAAAGUCUCCCCACACGCAGACACAAUAAAGAAGCCGGUCGGUCGCCUGGAGCUUGGCGGCGCAAAAGCUGGUCACUGGGGUUGUCCCUUCACUGGCGGACUUUUACGCAAUCUCCCAGGAAGAAACGUGCGGUUUGUUUUGGCAUGCAGCGGCAUGCGCAGUUUUUACAAAAACCGGCUUUUAUAUUUGUUUCAGCGUUUUCUCUGGAUUUAUAUGCAUCUAUUGAACGCCUUCGUAUAGGAUAAGGUGACCACAAGGGACUAAGCCUGGGCGCGUUGGAGAGUUUGUAUUGUUUCCCAAGGCGAGGUUUUUAAAGGAAUAAUAUUGCAAAGGUGGUCGACUGCGUUUUGGAGUGAGCAUGCAGCGGAUGAUGAUGUCGCUCACUCGGGCAGUCCUCCUGCUCCUGUCCGGUCUACUCGCUGCGCCGUGCGAGGUGCGCGGCUUCGGCGAUGAAGUGGAGGAGAUCACCUGCGACCCCAUCCGGAUCAGCAUGUGCCAGGGCUUGGGAUACAACGUCACGAAAAUGCCCAAUCACGUCGGUAACGUGCUCCAGUCUGACGCAGAAUUGCAGCUGAACACUUUCACCCCUCUCAUACAGUACGGCUGCUCCAGCCAGCUCAAGUUCUUCCUGUGCUCGGUCUAUGUGCCGAUGUGCACGGACAAAGUGCCAAUUCCGAUCGGACCAUGUGGCAGCAUGUGUUUAUCUGUCAAGAGAAAAUGCGAGCCAGUGCUUCAGGAGUUUGGUUUCAAGUGGCCCGAUCAGGCGCUCAACUGCAGCCAAUUCCCGCCUCAGAAUGACCACAAUCACAUGUGCAUGGAGGGCCCGGCGGAUGAUGAUCCGCCAUAUUACCGCCAUCCUCCGCACCAGGAGGAGUGCCAGGCCUUGGGAUCUGCAGCCGACCAGUACACCUGGCUGAAGCAGACAGACAGCUGUGCACUCCAGUGUGGCUACGACAGCGGGCUCUACAGGCGUGGGGCCAAAGUGUUCACGGAUGCCUGGAUGGCAGUUUGGGCUGUGUUGUGCUUUCUGUCCACCACUUUAACAGUCCUGACCUUUCUGUUGGAUUCCCAACGAUUCUCCUACCCUGAGAGGCCCAUCAUCUUCCUGUCCAUGUGCUGCAAUUUGUACAGUGUUGCAUACCUGGUCCGGUUGACUCUGGGUAGGGAACGUGUGUCAUGUGACCUGGAUGCCACCGAAGUUCCUAUUCUAGUGCAGGAAGGACUGAAGAGCACCGGCUGUGCCAUCGUCUUCCUCUUGCUCUACUUCUUUGGCAUGGCCUCCUCUCUUUGGUGGGUGAUCCUGACCCUGACGUGGUUCUUGGCUGCGGGAUUAAAAUGGGGCCAUGAGGCUAUUGAAAUGCACAGCUCCUACUUCCACAUAGCGGCUUGGGCCAUCCCAGCUGUUAAAACUAUUGUCAUUCUCAUAAUGAGAUUGGUGGAUGCUGACGAUCUGACUGGGCUAUGCUAUGUAGGCAACCUCCAGCAGGAGGCGCUCACGGGCUUUGUAGUGGCACCGCUAGCAACCUACCUUCUUAUAGGCACCCUAUUCAUCUGUGCUGGCCUCGUCGCACUUUUCAAGAUCCGCUCCAAUUUGCAGAAGGAUGGCGCCAAGACGGACAAGCUUGAGCGUUUAAUGGUGAAGAUCGGAGUUUUUUCCGUGCUUUACACAGUUCCUGCGUCCACUGUGAUUGGCUGUUACCUCUACCAACUUUCUCACUGGGGAGAUUUCAAAGCCACCACGCAAGACUCGUACGUUGCGUCAGAGAUGCUUCGAAUCUUCAUGUCGCUGCUGGUGGGCAUCACCUCGGGCAUGUGGAUCUGGUCAGCCAAGACCCUCCAUACGUGGCAACGCUGCUCCACCCGCCUACUCAAGGACAGCAGAGUAGGUCGAGCGGGAAAGCGAGGACCGGGCAAGGGUUGGAUUAAACCGGGGACGGGCAACGAGACAGUGGUGUGAGGAAAAAGAACGGACAAGACUGAACUUGGUUCUUUAUCUCACAGACGCUCACCCUGACAAAAGGAGGAUGUACUACAAACCACUGGAUGUGAAAGGCGGUGAAAAAAGGGUGGACAUGUUCAAAAACUAGUAGCAAUGGUAGCCCCUUGAACCCUGCUAAAGACUUUUUCGAACCCAGAGAGAUGGAAGACAAACAACACAGACAAAGCAGGUAGCAUUGAAGCAUUACCGUGAAAAUUGGAAACAAAAUAAGCUUAGUAGUGCCACGUCUACCUCUGCCUCAAUUUUCGACUCAGCAGCAGGGACUGAACCUGCUGGGUACAAUAGCCCCUCUACCUUAAAGGCCUGUGAAGGCCAUUGAUCACUCCAUGUCCAGAUGGUAUUCAGAUACAGCCUGAGGUUUCCCAAAGUGCCUCGUGUGUUUCUCUUUUAAACGGAAUGGGAAAUGGAAAAGACAUACCAGACCAAGAGUUAGAAUCACGUGUCAAACGGCCGUACGUUCCUAUAAUGUAGUAGCAACGUUUUUUUGGCUGACACUAUUUGAUCAAUGCAGAUGUUUGUAAAUUGGGGGGGCAGCGGCUUCAACCUGUAAGAAUGCACUAUGAUGAAAAACAUGAAGUGAUUGUGCCUGCCACAAGUGCAUUCAUUUGAAUAGCAGACUGGUGCAUAAAAGGUCAAAAGCACAGAGAUCCACAAAUCAGGGAAAACUACUGUAUGUAAACAGAAUAACCAGUUGUCAUUGUUUUCUGGCCUUCUAUCUGAGAACUGUCAAGGAGGGCAACAAUAUCAAAUUAUAUUGGACUAAAUUGCGAACCUGAAAUCUGAAGUUGCUUAUAGGAGCAAUUCACUUGGGAGAAGCUCGACCUCUUCGUCUAGAAGGCUCUGUUAUCUUUAUAGACCCUACUUUUUUUUUAAAUUAUGUGUGCAGUCGCCUGGGAACCGGGGACUGUAUAUGCUCACAGGUUAAUGGGCAGUCCAGGAAAUUAAAGCUGCCCUUUCCAAACAUGAGCCAAAAUUCAAUGUUAUUGGACAAUCACUUGCCAAAAGACUCAACAUUCAAUACUAAAUAGCAGUUGCAAAAACAUGCCCUCAUACAACUAUAUUUUUAAACACAGAGAAGGAAUCAAACCCACUCCCCAUAGAAUAUCUAUGACUGUAUAGUGAUCUCACUUCUGGGGAAAUAUCAGUUCCACUUUGACUUUUCACAGUCAAUGAAAUCAUCCAAGUUCCACAAAGAGAAACAUGUUCAAGUGACGCGUGUCUGGAGUGCAUUGUGGCUGGACAAUCAAACUACUCCCAGAAAUAAUAUCCUUCAAUGUAUUUAAGAAUUGGGAAAUCAUCAAUUCACAAGUACCGUAAUUUUCGGACUAUAAGUCGCACCGGAGUAUAAGUCGCACCAGCCAUAAAAUGCCCAAAAAAGUGAAGAAAAAAAAACAUAUAUAUGUAUAUAAGUCGCUCCUGAGUAUAAGUCGCCCCCCCACCCAAACUAUGAAAAACCCCCGCGACUUAUAGUCCGAAAAUCACGGUAUCUCACUCACCAUGUCUUAGUGCAGCAUUCAUCAAUGUACACGUGUGUUUGCACGACAAUCGGAAAAAGCGCUUGCGUUUCAGUGAGUCUUGGAAUGUAUUAUAUUUGUAAUGUGUGUCACAUUUAGUUCUCGUACAAGCCAGAGUCCAACGUUGGGAAUUCAACUGCACAAGGACUUAUGAUACAAGCAUUAAUGUAAUGUGAAAAUCAGAUAGUGCCUUGCUGUAAUACUGUCACAUGUAUUUUGAGGUCAAUCUACAGAGAUAGGCGAGGAUAUCAGUUUACAGACUUGGGUUGUGUCUCAGCCUACCAAGGGAAAUGAGACCUUGUUGUAGAUAUUUCUAAAUAUUGUGGCGAACCUGAGAAGCUUGGAGCAGCCACCAGUGGUCCCCGGCACAGCAUACCUUGGCGCGCUGAUUACAUUUCCUAAGUAAAACAAACAUUACGUUGAGCUAAAGUGAAUUAAGCAAAGCGCUGACCACCAUCCGCCUGAACUAAUGAAGUUUGCCUUUUCUAAUAACUUUGGCGGCCACCUCCUGUAUGACCGCACUAUGCCUCCCAUCAUGUUUGAAACAGUCAGACAAUAGUUAAGUUACUUUGACACAGGCUACGUUUUUUGGGGGGAAAAAAACACCAUUGCAGUUCACCAUUGCUGGUUUUAGCCUAAAUAAUCUGGAGAGAAGAUCAGUGUAUUAUAGGAAAAUGAUAAUUUAUCCUUGUACAAAGUGAAAGAAUUUUAAAAAGUUGUUUGUUAUUUAAAUGCCAUUUUUGUAUAAGAUGAAUAAAAAGCUUUGGUUACUGGUG